ACGCGGAAGCGGUGCAGAGCAGUGUCGGCGGGGCUGCCCCGGCAGCGGCACUGGCACCACCGCGAUGUCCGCGGACUUCGAGAGCUACGAGCAGGACUUCGCCGUGCUCACGGCCGACAUCACCGGCCGCAUCGGCAAGGUGCCCAAGCUGGUAGGAGAUGAGAAGAAGCAGAUGGUUGCAAAUGUUGAGAAACAGCUUGAAGAAGCAAGGGAACUGCUUGAGCAGAUGGAACUUGAAGUUCGAGAGAUCCCACCUCAAAGCCGAGGAAUGUACAGCAGUCGAAUGAGAAGCUACAAACAAGAAAUGGGAAAACUUGAAGCUGAUUUCAAAAGGUCACGAAUCGCCUACAGUGAUGAGGUGCGGAAUGAGCUCCUAGGGGAUGACGGGAAUUCCUCAGAGAACCAGUUGAUAAAAUUACGUGAAGAGAGGGCACAUCUGCUCGAUAACACAGAGAGGCUGGAAAGGUCAUCUCGGAGACUAGAGGCUGGAUACCAAAUAGCAGUGGAAACCGAGCAGAUUGGACAGGAGAUGCUUGAAAACCUCAGCCAUGACAGAGAGAAGAUCCAGCGUGCUCGGGAAAGGCUUAGAGAAACAGAUGCAAACCUGGGGAAGAGUUCCAGGAUUUUGACGGGAAUGUUGCGAAGGAUCAUCCAAAACCGGAUUUUGAUUGUUGUCCUGGCAGUCAUCGUCAUCUUCACCACCAUGAUGGCUAUUUUUUUUUCUGUCAGGGGACGCUGAUAUCUUUGUUCUUCACUAAACAGCAACAAACUGCUUGUUCUCAGUAAUUAAGACAAAGUGGUCACAUGAAUCAUUCUCUUGCACUGACAGAGUCUCCCUCUCUUUUCCACUCUUCAACUCAGGUGCAAGUGGUGUAAAAUAUUUUGUAUUAUUGAUGGCAUAGUUGAUGGCAUGUGGGGCUAUUAUUUUCUUACAUUUUUUGUCUUUAUCUGAGUGUUUUCAGGAUAUUAAUAUUUGUUGGAGUGAGGGCUUGUUCUGGUAUAAAAAGACUUAAUGUGUGUUGAAUUCAAGCCCAGACAAUUAGUCUGUAAGUUGCCAGAGUUUAGCAAGGGAAGAGGGGUCUCUGCACUUUUCUUGUGCUAUGAGGGGUGUGUGAUUAUCAAGCAGUAUCUAACUCUCCGUUAUAUAGAAUAUAAGUAAAGCAAAGACCAAAUGGUGUAGAAAGUGAACCUGUCUCCUGUGACUGACUCCUGAUCAUGCAUUAUCGUAAUAGAUGUAACUUGGUUAAGAACAGUAGCCAGUUUUAGAAAGAGAGCAACCUUAGGAUGAUGUUUAAAAUAUGAUGUGAAUGCAAUACUCAAUUUAACAAUUUUUUUGUUUAAAAUUAGGCUUUGUUUUCUGCUUAUUCAAAGCAAUUCCACUUUCAUCAAGAUUAUGAAAAUGCAUCACUUACCUAAAAUGUAGUUGUGACCACAGCCCAUCUAUUGAAUCUCUUUUAAAUCUUCCGUUGUUGAUAUAUGUACUGAUAAGCAUACACACUAGGCCCUAAAUGAAGACAUAUAAAGAUUCUUAUCUAUUUGUUGCUGAUUGAAAAGAAAUCCUAAGUAAUAGUUCAGUGACAAAUGUGUGAUUAUAGUGCAUUAAACAAAAAUCUAGAUUUUUAAUAUUGGCCUGACUAUGUCAAGACUGCAUGUUGGAAAUAUUUGAAGUGUAUUAAAUUCUGAUGUGAUAUUUGCCUUUUUAAACAGAAACUGUAAAAAUGUUAAUUUAUACAUGCUUUUAGUUAAUAUAAUAUAUCACAGUUUCAUCUACCUGUGUGUAAAUGAGCUGUUUCUCUUUUCCUAUUGGCUGUGCUUAUCCUAUAGACAGGUUAAGGUCAUUUGGCUUAUAAUUAAGCUAACAAUUCCAACAAAGGUCUAUUUCUGGUGAUAUGAUAAAGUAAUUUUCAUGAUAACUUUUAAAUUCAUUAUUUGCAAUCCCUUACAAAUAUUACAAAUUAAGUGGAAUUUUAAGCCCUUGAACUCCAGCCAUGAAUUCUUUCCAGAAAGAUAUUCAAAGAAACAAAAAGCUGCUGAGUUUUAAAUUCCCCCCCACAUUAGGUAGCACCAAAUUCUCAUGUGUGCCUUAGUACUUUUGGGGUUUUGGCAUCCCUGUCGUCUCUGCCGACUUGCUGUGCUCCUUAGGAGCUGGUUUUGAGAUAAACAUCUGGGAGUUGAUUUUAGCCCUAAAUAUGUCUCCUGUUUUCUCUACAUGGAAAAAACAAAUAGUUAAAAGGUUGUGGUGCUGAUGCCACAUAUAAGACAUAGAAAGAUGGUGAUAAAUGUAGAAUGAAAGGAUGCACAGGAAAAAUGUUAUUCAUUGAAACGAAUGUAAGCAUGUAUGGUCAGCUCUGGUGUCUGUGUAUUACAUGCAGCUCACAACAAAGUUUAGAAGUGGUUUAUGUGCCAGGUUUCCCUACCAGCUCGUGUCAGUGGCUGUAGGAUUGUGCUGGUGCAAAAGUUCCCGGGUAAUGCAGACCCACAGUUUCAGGAGGUGGUGUUCUGUGCAGCACAGCUCAGUCAUGUUCGGCUCCUCACCUUGAUGGCCCUGCACUGUCACAGGGUCCUGGGACCCUCCUGGCCGCCUCCUGUGGUAUCCUCCCCUUUCAUCCUUGUGAAGUGUGUGGCAUAUACCAUGUGGCUUUCAGACACGGAAAGAUUUGGGUGUUCAGCUACCAGCCUUCAGUCACAAUGUGCACUCAGACUAAGUGCUUUGGGUUGUGUAAGCAGAGCUCUCGCCGUUAGCUUCAAGUGAUGGCACUGAGCUGACUUCAGACAAAUUAGGAUGAAGCCUGGCAGCAUUAGGAGAUAUUUAUCCUCUCCUCGGCAAAUUAGGAGAUGCAUAUUCUGUAAAGCAGAAAACUGUCAAGAAGGAAAUCUUAAACUCCGUCUGUUGCCUAGACAUUCUCCACGUUGCCUCUAUAAUUUAACUAUCAUGGGAAUUGAUUCAUGACUACUGAUCUUAACAGUGACCUAUGACUAGGUUUUGCCCUCUAUCUAGCCACCUGCUGGAAUCAGCAAAAAGCUGAAAGGAAGCUAGUUUUCCUUAUCCCAGUAUAAAUCUAGGGCAUAGUGUCACAUCAGAUACAUCCACUCAGAUAGAAAUGAGGGAGAGAGAGAGACUGCCACGCAAAGCCUUCAUCUUCACUUUUGAUGAGCCCACCAUCGCUAUGUUUCUCUUGCUAACCUGUUAAUAACUCCUCUGUGCCUGCUUUGCAUCCUCGACUACUCCCCACAUGUAAAAUAGUGCUCGAGUGGACAUUGCACCCUUCAAAACACAAUAUUACUCUUCACUCUCCCCUUUUCAUCCAGCUCAGGAAGUGUAGGGGUGAGAUGUACCAAAUCCACACAUUUUGGUGGGGACUGAGUGACUUCAACCGAGAACACAGCCUGAACCACCCACAGGUAGGGUGACACCCCCAGGUCCACGGUUCCCCUGAACUAGUUUGGUUGCAUCUAUAGCAUAUCUCUGAAUGAAUCCAAGUGCUUACAAAUGUAAACCUCAAAGAGCAAAAUGUUUCUAAUGUUGCCAGCCUUUGUGGAGAAAUGACAAAUUAAAAAACACAUGCACGGUGCUGUGUGCGAAAUUCAUCCUUGCUAAACAGCUGGGCUCACAGAAUAAAUAAACUAAUUCUGCACUGAUACAAAAUCAAAAGCAAUUUAAUUAAAGACUCUUAAGUUUUAAAGGGUUUUAAAUGCUAUACGUUUUGGGGAAAUAUCAGAAAAUGUAGCUUGACUGACGUCAGUUCUCAUCUCUGGGAUGGGAGGCCAUUUGCUAUUCUGUUUAAGGCAGGCUGGAUUGUCUUAUUUUGGAGCCAGCUUGGUGGGGGGUUUUCUUUGCUGCUGCUUCAGAGCUCUGAGCUUCAAAGGCUGAAAUUAAUGGUGAACAAAAUUGUGCGGCUCUGACCAUCCCAUGCGGGGCAAACCCAUCGAGGGUUAUCAUUAAGUAAAGAAAUAAAGAAAAAAAACCCUGCCAGUUCCAAGAAAACCUCAUCAGAUAAUGACCUCUGUGAUUGGGUUUUCAUUACCAAACAGCAUCCAGAGAUUGUCUGCCCCAUAGAAGAAAAAAAAAAAAGAAAAGAAAAAGCAACUGUGUCUCUCUCUCUUUCUCUCUUUCGCUCUCUCUCUCCUUUUUUUUUUGCACAUCUUUUCUUUAAACCUGUCAGAUCAUUUCAGUAUUUCAAAUCCGAGGAAAACAGCCUGCCUGCUGCUGUAUUUGAAGUUGUAAUGGUGUCAAAAAGUCACGACUGACUGACAGCCGUCAGUCCCAGAGGAGCUCAUUAAAUCAUAAAAACUUGACAAGGAAAUAAUUGAGCAUCACUGGCAACUUGGCGCCUGUUUAGACGUUUUUAUUUUCUUUCAUUAUUAGUCCCCACCAUUACGUUCAUUAACAAAUUGCAUUAAACAACUGUUAAGGGCUAAUGAUUUGUUUAUCGCUUUUUUUUAUUAUUAUUAUUAUUAUUUAAACAUUAGCUGCGUCAUGUGGUACCUCAGCAGCCUCAUACUAUCAUCUGACUGAAUAUUUUUCCACUCAGAGCUCUGGGUACUGCUGGAAUAUGAAAUAGAUUAUUCAUUACCCUCCUCUUUGCCACUGAUUUGGUUUCAUGUAGCGUCUUCCACAGAGAAAGAUGAAAACUUGUCAAAAAUAGGUUAUAUCUUAUUCUAAGGGCAACAAUAGCAGCAGGUACAGGCACACUUUAAUAUUUAAUUAAGGCUGAUGUUAACCCCUUUAAAUGACUUUAGCUGUGAGUAAUAUUCAAGUGCAGAAGAGAAAAAUAAUGGUACUUAAUUUGCAAACUGUACAGCAGGCAUUCAUCUUCGAGUUACUAGCAAAUUUAUAGAAUAAUUUUAAAUAAUGAAAUUUCCAAUCAUAAAUAUUUAUGUCCACUUUUUUUUUUUUUACACAGUCAUAAAUGGACCACUUUUGCAUGCAUCCUAAAUAAAAAAAUCCAUGUCCUUUUCUUUUUUUUGUUUUGAACUGCACCACUCACAUUUCAAAAUCUGGUCGGACUUUGUAGGGGGGGAAAGAGCUACAUGUGGAUCCCCAGUAAAGUUGUUAGCUGCGGUAAUGACUUGCAUGGUUCUGUUUCUAGCAACUUGACAGCUUAUGAUAAACUUCAGGAGGAUGUGGGCUCAGGCUUCCUUUUUUUUUCCUUUUGGAGGGGACAGCAUUUGUUUUGGCAUUUUUUUUUGUUUUUGUACAAAACCAUGAGAAGGUUUUGGUUUGAAACAGAUAAAAAUAGCUGCUACUUUUUAUAGAAGAAGUAUUUAUCUCUAAGUAUAUUUUCUCUGUGUAGUUUCAGUUGUAAAUAAUCCUCUUACAGAAGGAGAAGCUUCAGGAGAAUUUUAAGAUGGUAAAAAAGGAAACAGUCAAAGGCAGGGUACAUGUUAGUCUUCCUUUGCUUUAUAAUAGUCAGUCUUUGAUCUUUUCUUACUCAAUACAUCUGAAUGCAGUUCGCAUUCAGCAUUUACGGUGGGUCCCUAUGUAGGGCUGAUGGCAGAGACGGCGAGCGAGGUGCGAUGACGUAUAGUGGGAUGCUGCAGAGCAAACCCUAGUAGGCAAAGCUCCCUCGCGCUUCCUUGGGAUAAUUUGUCACUUCUGGAGUCACGUGGGGGAAGAGGCAUGUAGCAGGUGAAUAUUUUAUCAACUACUGCCUGGCAAUGGAUGUUAUCAUACGCCCUGAGCAGCCUUUGGCUACAGUGGCCAGAGCAGCACACUGGCUCCUUGACGUACCCACAGCCUGACGUGGGUGCACUGUCCCGGCUCUGUGCAUGUCGGGAAACAGAGGUGCAUGGUGAAAAGCAUUUUAGCAUCCUCAACAGCCGUGCUUUAUUUGUCACACAUAAAUAAUGAAGGCAUCUACAGGAGAGGGAAGGGAAAAAAAGAGCUUAUAUACUGAGAACCAGUGAACUUGUGCACUCUUUAUCCCUUCAUCCGAACAACUGCCUUUGGCAUGAAUAACGGCUCAGCUGAUACCAAGCUCCAUAUUGAUCUGUUGCUCAGGAAGGUCUGCUGGUAGUUCCUUGGACUUUUCCUGAAGGUAUGGGCCAUAACAGGUCGGUACUGUUGGGACCUAUGCUUCUAUCUCCAUCUCAUGCCAGACAAGUUCAACAGGGACGGACCCAGAAAGGGGGAGCUCCCAGCCCUCGGUCUGUGCAGCUCUCUGUUUCCCACAAACACAUAGAUGUGAUUACCUCUUCAUGUCAGAAAACCUACUUGAGGGACUGUUGUGCCCAAGUAUAAGUAAAAUGGUGUCUGCAGUUGGAGAGGCAUCCUGGAGUGGAUCUGGGAACAGUCUGCUUUUCCCCAGGCAGCAAAAAUUUUUUUAAAAACUCUACAUAACCUACAAAUACUUCUUAUUCUGUGGGGUAGGCUAAGAGUGAGGAGCUGUAUUAUCCACAGGUGGUACCUCCGCACCAUCCAGGCACUGCAGUGUUUUGGUGAACUGCUGCAGAUUUAUCUUGCAAUUCUGGGAGUGCAGCCUAGGUGCUCCCUCACUGCUUUUAGCCUUGGCCUUAUCACAAGAAGAGAUACUGGGUUGUGGUGGUGGUAUAACUGAGGAAGGAUGUAAAGUCUGCAAGCCAAGGUUUCCUGUGGGGCCAGUGCCUGUUCAUUAAUGGGACAUUCAGGAGCAUGCAAAGUGAAAGGGUUAGGUGGAUGUCUGUCCUGCCAGAGAGCACUGUUGGAAAGUGAAAGUUUUACACAUUUUAAAGGGUCCUAAGCAGUUCAGAACCAUUAAACUCUACAGGAAAGCAGCCUGUCCCUGCUGUCCUGUGGCCAGAGAGGUCAAUAAUGCUGCCAAGCCUGCAUUGCCAGCGUUAUGGUGCGUGCUUCCUACUGGCUGCCAUGUUGUGACUGCUCUCCUGGACCAAACCCAAAGAAAACCUUCUAUUGCUGCUUCUUUGUUCAGUUGCAUUCUCCGUUCAGACCCAUGACCUUGUCCAGUCAGCACUGUCGCCAGUGAACAUAAUCUGCUUCUGUGGAUUUAAUGAACUUUCCAGUUCUCUUCUGCACCCAGCUAAGUAACAUUGCCUCUUGCCUGAGUUGCAUGCCUUGCCUGCAUGCAUUUGUCUGUAUGUUCUCCUUUUAUUGACAUUGCUUGAAGGAGUUGUAGCCAGGCAUGCCUACCAAAGCAGCAAAAAAAUACCCUAUGAGUUUACCACAGCACUAGAAAAUUGCUUGUAAGUAAAAAUAGUAUUUAGCCUUCUCUUCUUAGUAGAAACAUGCUUAUGCCUUUGCUCUGUCUCAUUUGAUGAAUUUGUCUUCCCAUCCCCUGCUAACUUUGAGACUUUGACCAAAUUCAGGCAUAUGUAAUAGAAGAGCAGAGCUCUCAAAAAUUCCUAUUGGUUUCAGGAAAAAAAGCAGCCAAGGGGAGAGACGUCCCACUGGCAUCCCCACCAAGAGAAAGGCUGCAGUGUGACAUCCACCCAAAUUGGACACUACCUGGGAGGGAGAAAUUAUAAAUGCCUCUCUCCCCAGGAAAAGCUCACAUCCCAUUUAGAUACUAGAGAAUCCAACCCCGAGGAAACAAGGCCUCAUUAGUGUCAUUGCUGGAGGAACUACUUAAUUAAAGGACAACAGAGUUGAGAGCAUUGUUAUGUAGGCCUUUGUUCCUUAUACCUGGUCAUUUCCAUUGAUGUAAAAUGUCAUCUUUCUGAUCUGGUAGCAUUUUGCACCCACUUUAGACAAGUAUUCCUGACCAGCCGAGGAGGUGCAGAGCAGGGAAGAAUCAGACCUUAUUACUGAGGUAAUUAUAGCCUCACCUAACCAUCAGGCGAAGGGUGUACACCUCUAUUAGCCAGUGCUCCUACAAAGAGAACAAAGGCUGGCUGCAAAGUGGGAGCCACCCAAGGAGCAUCCCUGUGUCCAGCUGCACCACUCUGGGGCAGCAGACACGCUGGGGAGGUCAUGACCACAGGCUCCCGCAUCACCCAGUCUCCUGCUUGCCUUCCUGACUUUAAAUCCAGCUUGGCUUAGCAACACUGGUGAAGGCCGUGAGGUGGGGAGACUAAAACAGGGAACAGUACCAUCACGGAGGAAAUCAGCUCAGUUAUAAUGCUAAAGGAGGUAGGGGGUGGCUUUCAAAGCUUGUCUCAGCAACUAGCCUAAUUCUAUUUUCAAAAGCCACUGUUGAGUGCUUUUGAAAAUUUCAUCCUAGAUGCUUGGCUCAAAGACCUUAACCAAAGAUUUAUUUUUUUUCUCUGCUAUAUGAAAGCUAAAUAUAAACCGACUUUAUUGAACAAAAACCUAACAAAACCCCUGUUGCAGGUCUAGAAAAAUCUUUACUGAGAAAAUCAAAUUAUUGGAGACCAGCAUCUGAAGCCUCCUUCAGGUUCGGAUGCCUCUUGUUUUGUAUACGCGGUUUGGCAUACAAAAAAAAAAUAUUUCUAACAGCAAAUAUUUGCUUUCUGUUCUUUUUGUCUUCUCCUUAUUUGCCUUUUGUUCUCCUGCCCUCAGAAAAUCAAGACCCGAGUGUCUCCGGAUGAGCAGUUAAAGUUGCUUUAGAACACAUGGAUUAGUCUAUUUUACCCACACAAGUAGGUGCAUAUGUGUGUCUACUGUUUGAACAGCGUCUUAAUGACUUUUCCACUGAUGGGCUGUGGACCACAGGCAAGUAAUAAAGUUAGUCUGUGCCUCAGUUUACCCACCACAACUUCAUUAAUGCUAACCUACCUCACGAGGUGUUGUAAUGUUUAAUAUAUUGUGUGCUCUGUAAUCCUUGGAUUAAAUGUAUUAUGUAAGUGAAAAGCACCCAUUUGAUGUGUAUGUAAAUGCUGCAGUAUUAUAGGUAGGAGGGUCAUUUGGGUGUAAGUGUAAUACAAGCGCUGGCAAAAGGCAAAAGGGAUUCCAUUGUAUUGACUUAUUUUUAAAGAGCUUUUUAUUUACUCAAAUGCUCUGGACACCCAGAAGGAGAGACAUUCCUCACUAAGCAGCUCUGCUGUUUCAUCUGUCUUGGAGUGCUUUGAUAAAUGGAUUGAAACUUGUCAGCUUUUUCUGUAGUUUCUGAGACUCCCUCUGGAAACUGUGUUGAAAUGUUAUUAUUGUAACUUCUUAGAGCACUACUUAAUGAAUUGUAACAGAUAUCCCUGCGAGUUCUGCAGAUGCUGUGAGGACUGCACUUCCUUCCCUUUCCACAGCAGAAGCAAACCAGUGCCACCACAAACACCAGGCACAGAGUGCACGUUCCCAGCCACCAAAACAGCUGGUAUCUUGCAGGGACAACACUUCUUACCUUCUUAAGGCUUCAUCCCCAGACUUGUGUCCGUCUGCGUGAUCAGUCAAGCUCCAGGGACAUUGAACAUAGCCAGAUGUUGUCCUUUGAAUUGAAGAAUAAUUUAAUCUUUUAAGAAGAAACCUUAAGAAGGAUGACAAUUAUUGUGGGUCUAGGUCUGUGUUGGUUGAUUUCCUCUGUCUCUAGGAUGAGGUGUUGUAGUAGUGCCUGAACUAUCCUGCAGCUUGGACUGGUGACUUAGACAGUCUGAAUUUGCACUACCCACAGGUCCUAGCUGCCCUCAGAGCAGCUCUUUCUCAGACAGACAACAGUUACAUGACAUUACCACAUGGACAGAUGAGAUGAAUGGAGGGAGCAAUAAGUGUGGCACCUUCUCUGAAGCACAGGACUGACCCUUCAGGGCCAUUAGAUCUGCUCGAGGAAAUCUGCAGAAAGGGUGGUCAGAGGUACCUGACAGGGACACAUGUGUUGCAUGGAGCUAGAGAGCAGAAAGAAGUCAACUAUGAUGAGGUCAUCUUGAACCCCAGUAAUGUCCUAUCCUGUUGCAUCCUGCAGUGGAGCAGUGGGAUGCCUUGGUGACUUCUGAUUUCCUGCCUCCAACUUAUUCAAAGGAAUCUUGCUCCUCCUCUGCUCUCUCCAGAGCAGGGGUGGUGUGACCACUGAUAUACUUGGUUUGGCAGCUUGGUUGUGCUGGGUAGGCUCAAAGAUCCUUGUCCUGAUGCAAUGGUCACUUGAGAGUUUAAAAGUUUUUUCGUUUUUUUCUAUUUUUUUUUUUAAGUCUUCUCGCUGGGUUUUAGUUGUUUUUAUAAGAAUACAGAAUUGAGCUAUUGAUAUUCACGUUGUCACGAAGUACGAAAUGGCCAACUGCACAACCCCCACAGCAUCACCAGUUGUGCCCCAUGCCCCAUGUGGUUCAGCUGGCAGGUGCCAUAGACAGUGCUGCCCAUCUCCAGCCUGAAAAAUAAAAGUGUGCCUUCCCCUGGCCUCCAAACAUGAACUUGGGCCAUCCUGAGUGAGGUCUUGAGGAAGAACGGAGGGGGAAUUUUGGAGAAGGUCCUGAUCAGUGUGGUAUAGGAUCAGAACUAUGAGGUGGCUGUGUAUAGGUCAGAUGUCCCCAGUGAGGCCUCAGAGGUACCUCCAUUGCUCUCAGCACAUUGAAGCCAUCUGUGAUUAUUCUCAGCCUUUUAUUUCACUUUUUAUUAAUAUUUUGCAUAUUAAAAUUUGUGUAGGCAGCCAGAAGAGAGCAGCAUCUACACAAUACUCGAUGCAAUGGAGAGGAUUAGGAAUCAGUGGCUCAGUUCAUUGGGACCUAAACUGGGGGGCUGUGGGGGUGAUAAAGUGUCCUUUCUUUACACUACAUUUUAAAAGUACUUUCAAUUUCUUUCUGUGUGCCCUUACUAAAAUACAUCUAUGACCAAUACUGCUUUGUGGUCUCAGCUGAUAGCUUCAAAAAAUUAAAUAUAACUAGGGUUACCUUGGACUUUUUGCUGAGCUGUUCACAUAUGCUUUUAAAGCUUCUUCCCUCUUCUCAACCAGUCCAAGCCUAUAGGUUCCCAUACCUAGGUACAUUGAUGUCAAAGUAAGAAAUUAUUUUCAAAAUAAGGACUAGUGAAUUGGGAAUUUUUCAACUGCCCUUGCAUGAAAUUCCUCCAAUAUUUUUAUUCACAGUAGGAAUGCUCUGGGAAUCAAACCUGCUAGUUACCUCUGUUUAUUCCUCCCAAAGUGAAAUUGUCCAUGUCCUCUUGUCCCUCGUGAGAUCCUGGAGGAAACUGUCUGUGCACACACAUUGACACAUCUUUGGUGCAUUCCACACGAGCCAGUGAAAUUACACCAGAAAUAUGAAUUUAGCCCACACAGUAUGUGUGUGCUGUGCUGUCCAUACAGGGCACACAUGCACCCCAGCAAACUCUCCCAUUUAAAUUUCAGAAUAAGCCGUUCAAGACAGUCCUGUGUGAUUCCCUUCAUGACUGUGUUCUGUAUACACUUCUUGAAAAUGAAUGGAUAUUCUGUGAAUUUUACCACUUUGCAAAAAUAUUUGACGUGGAUUAGUUGUUUUGAGUGUUGAGGUUUUUGAAAUCUCAGUAAUUGUUAUGAUUGCUAUGUGUAAUAGAAAUUAGAAGGAUGCCUGGGUUUUGGCUUUGAAGCUACCUACUUCUAAGAGGACAUUUUUUAAGUUUUCUUUUUAAGGUGCUUCUUUGUGCCCCAGCUAAACUUUCCUCAGAUUACGUGUUAGCUAUCAUAGCUGUUCUAUAGUUAGAUUUUAAUCAGCCUCGGUACACAGUAAUGUUAAACACUGAAAGAGCUACUAAUUAAUCGCCUUUCUGUAUGUAACAGAGAGAUAAAUAUCCAUCCCGGAGGAAUUGUAAUUUCAUGGUUUCUAAUGAUGGUUAGAUUACAUUAUCUGGAUCACUUAGGCUGUGGGUGUCAUAAAAAAUGCUCAAAGUCAUUUAUAUUCAGUUUAAUUUUUUUUUUAACUUUGUAAGCCUGAGAAAAUAAUGCGGUGUUAGCAAGUCUGUUUCAUAUUUUAGUUAAAUAUACCUUUGUUGCACUGACUGAAUGGAUUCAGAUGACAGUGACAAACUCAGUUCUUUUCUAUUUAACAUGCACCUUCUCCAAUCAAAUUAACAAUGUACAAAUCUUCAUCGGGCUGCUGCAGAAGAGUCUGUUGAGUUCCUCAGCAUUGUUGAGCUUUGGGCAAAGGUUUUCUUUUUGGAUGUCAGUUUGCAAUGAGUGUUUUCUGCUAAUUCUUGUAUGUUCUGUGAAGUCUCAGUUGUCUGUCUUGAACCAAGAAAUAACUGGACUUUUGGGUUGUAUCAGGCUGUGGCUCAAAUAAAAUAAUACAAUCUGA
This is a messenger RNA of Lepidothrix coronata (blue-crowned manakin), 12078 nucleotides long. RefSeq names its product vesicle transport through interaction with t-SNAREs 1A (gene VTI1A). Gene Ontology annotation, molecular function: SNARE binding; SNAP receptor activity. The record is from RefSeq and is a predicted model, not a curated record. The coding region runs from base 65 to 739 and encodes 224 amino acids. Lineage: Eukaryota; Metazoa; Chordata; Aves; Passeriformes; Pipridae. Gene Ontology annotation, biological process: Golgi to vacuole transport; intra-Golgi vesicle-mediated transport; vesicle fusion with Golgi apparatus. The transcript is spliced from 9 exons. Gene Ontology annotation, cellular component: ER to Golgi transport vesicle membrane; endoplasmic reticulum membrane; SNARE complex.